This is a messenger RNA of Octodon degus (degu), 2254 nucleotides long. RefSeq names its product DDB1 and CUL4 associated factor 15 (gene Dcaf15). Gene Ontology annotation, cellular component: Cul4-RING E3 ubiquitin ligase complex. The coding region runs from base 34 to 1830 and encodes 598 amino acids. The transcript is spliced from 12 exons. NCBI's taxonomy places the organism in Eukaryota, Metazoa, Chordata, Mammalia, Rodentia, Octodontidae. The record is from RefSeq and is a predicted model, not a curated record. Gene Ontology annotation, biological process: protein ubiquitination.
CGGUUGCUCCGGAAGUGGAGGGAGGGGGUGAAAAUGGCGCCCAGCUCGAAAUCGGAGCGGAACAGUGGGGCCGGGAGCGGCGGCGGCGGCCCCGGGGGAGCCGGGGGGAAGCGGGCAGCGGGACGGCGGCGGGAGCAUGUCCUCAAGCAGUUGGAGCGGGUCAAGAUCAGCGGGCAGCUCUCACCUCGCCUGUUCCGGAAGCUGCCACCGAGGGUCUGCGUGUCGCUCAAGAACAUCGUAGAUGAGGAUUUCCUCUAUGCGGGGCACAUCUUCCUGGGCUUUUCCAAGUGUGGUCGCUAUGUGCUGUCCUACACCAGCAGCAGUGGGGAUGACGACUUCUCCUUCUACAUCUACCACCUCUACUGGUGGGAGUUCAACGUACACAGCAAGCUGAAGCUGGUCCGGCAGGUGCGGCUCUUCCAGGACGAGGAGAUCUAUAGCGACCUAUUUCUAACCGUGUGUGAGUGGCCCAGUGACUCCUCCAAGGUCAUCGUCUUUGGCUUCAACACCCGCUCACCCAACGGCAUGCUCUUGAACAUGAUGAUGAUGAGUGAUGAGAACCACCGCGACAUCUACAUCAGCACGGUGGCUGUGCCACCGUCUGGCCGCUGCGCUGCCUGCCAGGACGCCAGCCGGGCGCACCCGGGCGACCCGAGUGCGCAGUGCCUGCGACAUGGCUUCAUGCUGCAUACCAAGUACCAGGUGGUCUAUCCGUUCCCGACCUUCCAGCCAGCCUUCCAGCUCAAGAAAGACCAGGUGGUGCUCCUGAACACCAGCUACUCCCUGGUGGCCUGCGCUGUCUCCGUGCACUCAGCAGGUGACAGUGGCUUCUGUCAGAUCCUGUAUGACCACACAGCCUCCCCACCACCCCCGCCCAGUCCCCCAGGGCCCCGAAGCCCAGAGGCACCCCCCACCCUCCUUAACCUCUGCCCCGAGGCAGCUCCAGCCCGGUCCUCUGGGGCCUCCGAGCCCUCGCCCGCCAUUGCCAGAGCCAAGGAGUUCGUAGCCGACAUCUUCCGCAGGGCCAAGGAGGCCAAAGGUGGGACUUCUGAGGACACCCGGCUGCUGCCCUGCCCCGGACCCUCAAGCAGCCGCUGCCGCUCGUCCUCAGAGCCCCCAAGCUUCUGCAGUGAAGCAGUGUCCAGGGACAGUCCUGCCUUGGCACCUGCCGCAGAGCCUGGUUAUGUCAACUACACCAAGCUAUACUAUGUGCUAGAGUCCAGUGAAGGGACAGAGCCUGAGGAUGAGUUCGAGGAUGACAAGAUCUCUCUGCCCUUCGUGGUCACUGACCUCCGAGGCCGCAACCUGCGUCCCAUGCGGGAACAGACUGCUUUCCAGAGCCAGUACCUGACAGUGGAACAGCUCACAUUGGAUUUUGAGUAUGUCAUCAACGAGGUCAUCCGCCAUGAUGCCACCUGGGGCCACCAGUUCUGCUCUUUCAGUGACUACGACAUCGUCAUUCUGGAGGUCUGUCCAGAGACCAACCAGGUCCUCAUCAACAUCGGCCUGCUGCUCCUGGCCUUUCCAUCCCCUACUGAGGAGUGCCAGCCCCGACCAAAGACCUAUCACACCAGCCUCAAGGUGGCAUGGGACCUCAACACUGGCAUCUUUGAAACAGUCAAUGUGGGCAAACUCACCGAGGUCAGGGGGCAGACGAGUGGCAGUGUCUGGAGCUCAUACCGCAAGGGCUGUGUGGACAUGGUCAUGAAGUGGCUGGUGCCUGAGAGUAGUGGCCGUUAUGUCAACAGGAUGACCAACGAGUCACUGCACAAAGGGUGUUCGCUGAAGGUGCUGGCAGACAGUGAGCGGUACACGUGGAUUGUGCUGUGAGGGCCCAGCUGCCCAGACACUGACGCCAACUACCUCCGAGGCCGGAGCUGGCCGCCCCUGUGCUGGCCUCCGCCCGGCUGGUGGCCCACAACGAUGGCAGUAGUGUUGGGCUGCAUGAAGGGCUCAGCAGCCAGCCCAGCAGCUGGAGAGUCUGGACGCUUUUUUAUUUAUGCCUAUUUAAGUUGGGAAGGGGCAGAGGGGGGGAGACUGACCCCCCCCCAGCCUGGAGUGGCCACCUUCCCGCAGUGGGCAUAGACGGGCCUAGCCUGUGCAUUUGCCCCAUUUCUGGGCGCAGGAGCCAGUGGGACCUUCGAAGAAUUGAAUGGUCCCAGCCUCCCCUUCUCUGCCUACCCGGCCUCACUGCACCACGGAGGGGAACCUGUGGUCACCCACUUUGUCCUUCAUUUAAUAAAUGCUUUAUUUC